AUGAAUCGGCAUGUGCCAAGCAUGCGUGGGAUGCUGCGAGCCUCUUCUCUGCACGGUCACCUCGCACAUGCUCCGCACAAGCUGAAGACCAUUCAGUCCUUCAUAACGCGGCUCCAGGUGUCGCUGGCAUCUCCUGAUGGCCUGACGCUUCCACACAUGGUGCGACCGUCCAAGGUCAUCAGGAGUGGCCCCAUCCCUCUUGCCAUUUUAAUCGCUGAUCAGUGGACGCCUCACACUGGCAUCGUCUUGGAGCGCUUGGAGUCUGGGACCCUUGUAGUUGAUGUGGGCUGUGAAGUGAAUGGCGUGCUGCCCGCCGCGGGGUACUUCGCCAAUGAUGUGGAAGAGCUGACCAAGCUGUCGCCCGGUGACCGCGUCACAUGCUAUGCAUGCUGCAAGUACCCAGAAAGCAAGAAGCUCUUCCUGAGCCUGCGUCGCAGAGACAUCCCGAGGGAGAGGUGGCGGAAGGUCAUCGCUGAUGGGCAGCGGCCCUAUGCAGGAGUUGUGCAGCGACGCGCGCCCUUCGGCAUCUUCAUAGACUUGGGAACUGAGGUUCCAGGCCUCCUUCCGAACGCGGCGCUGCCCGAAGCCUUGCAAUCUGCCGAGGUUGGCGAUCCCAUCACGGUCUACGUCGUCAGCAAGCGUCCAGACUCGGGGAAGAUUGACCUGGAUACAAGCCCACGAAACCAAGCGCUUCGGCGAUGGGUGGAGGUCACGGGAGAUGGGCACACUCCGCACAAAGGCAAGGUGAUUGGCUUUCUGGAAGGCCGUGGUGCAUUCAUCGACAUGGGCUUCGAGCGGCCGGCGUUGCUGCCUCUUGAGAGAAUCGAGGAGGCGCAGACCGAUGUGAAGUGUGGAAGUGAACUCUCGGUUUACAUCACAGACAAGCAGAGCAAGUCCGGCAAGGUCACCGUGGCAUUGGUGCCAUCACAGCUCCCAAGACGUAGCUGGGAAGACAUAAUUGCAGAUGGCCAGACGCCCUAUGAUGGUGUCGUUCGACGUAUAAUGGAAUUUGGAGCGUUGGUCGAUAUUGGAUAUGACUCCCUCUGCUUUCUGCCGAACGCUCAGGUGCCAAACAAGUCUGCGGCCAACACCUUCAGCAUUGGUCAACCGCUAACGGUAUACGCAGUUCAGAAGCGGGUAUCUACCGGAAGAGUGUCCCUUGCACUGGAACGCCGUGCCAGACCGCUGGAACCCUUAGAAGACGUCCCCUGCGACGGCCGCAGCCCAUACCGUGGCAUCAUACGCAGUAUGAACGAGUUCGGUAUCUUUGUCGACUUCGGCUGCUCGGUCAUCGGUAUGCUGGAUGAAGACCACAGUGACGCAGCCUUGAUGCAGAAGCAAUCAUCGUUGAGAACCGGUGACGUCAUCACAGUCUACCCAAUCUGCAAAGAUGUAGGCAAUGGCAGGGUUUACCUCUCCCUGAAGAAGCGUGAGGUGCCCAUUCGCUCUGUCUGGGAACUAGCGGCCGAUGGACAAACUCCUUACCUGGCACGGGUGGUCUCCGUGCAUGGCAAGGACUGUACGAUGGACCUGGGGGCAGAUACCCGGGGCUUGCUGACGCGGUCCACAUUGUCCACAUCACCCCAGGAGGGCUUCAGAGAGCUGGAGAUAGGAGAUGUGGUUCAGGUGUACAUACAGCGUCGCAACUCCACAACCGGUUCGCUGACUCUGUCAUUGGCGCCCUCGCCAGUUCGCAGGAUAAGUUCCGAAGAGAUUCUGGCAGAUCUUAAGCGCGACAGCUCAAAGGUGUACGAAGGAGAGGUGUAUUGCGUACAGCACGGCCAUAUUUUCUUGGACAUAGGGUCGGAGUUGGGGGCUGUGAUGCCCGACACAGUUCCGCUGCCCUUCAUCUGUCAUGUAGGGGAUCGCGUCCAUGUCACGCUUUCUCAGCAUGACCCACGGCGCGGUAGACUGGUUGCUGCCCCGGCCGAGAUCCAGCCCCCGCCGAGCCUGGAAAGCGCCGGCGAGGCAGGCAAGGGCAUCAAGAGCCCCAAGGACGGCGAAGUGACGGCGGAGUCUUCGGCAACUGUGCCUACGACUUCAACGAGCACGUGGAAGGAGCCGCACUGCGCAGGAGCCAGCGUCCGGCCCGAUGGGCCCCGGGAUCCCCAGGAUGCCAAUGCAAAGGGCCGCCUUCAGGAGCUGGUGCAGAAGGCGACAAAGCAGGUGCUGAAGCGUGGUGACAUUAUCUACAAUACUCGCAGGGAAGGGCUACUCUUUUCGGCUGAGGUUCGGCUCAAGGAGGAGCUGCGGAGCUUGAUGCCACGCUUUUCGGAAGCAUUCGAGGGCGAGGCCCGGCAAACAAAGGUGCAGGCAGAACACAGUGCGGCGCGGAAUGCUUUGGGCCACCUGGAGAUGGCAAAUGAAGCACGUGGUCUGGCGGGGCUCAUGUCGGGCUUUGUGGCAGAUCGCGCAGGCAAUUGUCGGCUCCAGGCAUGGAACUGCCAUGAAGUGGAGAAAACUGGAGAAAUCCGCGGCAUGUGGUACAUCACAGGGCCGAAGUUGGCGCAGCGCGCGGCCCGACAUGCAUGGCUAGGUGACGGCAAAGAGGAGACCAUUCCGGAUGCGUACGCGCGGGCUGGUGAUGAACGCUACCCCCGGGACGUACAGGACUUCCUGAAGCUUCUGCGCCGAAAGUGUGGCACCGUCGUUCGGGCAUGGCGAGUGGCUUUGGAUAAAGACGGAGGCAGCGAACUGGAGUUUUGCGAGUUUGUCAGCGCCGUGCGUCAGAUGGGUUCCGCCGCGGGACAAAAUGCACGAAGCCUGUGGUUCAACUUAGAUGUGGACCAGAGUGGCACGCUGAGUCUUUAUGACUUGGAUCCGGUUGCCGCGCACGCGUUGGACAAGUUUCGCUACCUGUGCUAUGGCUCCAUCAAUGGGGCUUUUGAGCAGCUACUCGAUACGAAGAAGUCCGGCGUGGUGACCCUCGGAAACUUCGUCGAAGCCGUCAGGGAGCUGGGAUAUGAGCCAGCUGUGGCCGAGGAGCUUUUCAACUGGCUCCGCGCGCGGCCCGGCACCCUCUUCCUCCGAAAGAGCGACCUUGACUUUCUCCAGAAGUGGGAGGAUUCCAAGCGCUACAAGAAAGAGAAGGCCGGCACCUUGCAUGUGGGCUGGAUCAACCGAGAUCCUACUGCUGCUGUUGAGUACAAGAAGAUGGCAGAUAGACUGGCAGACAAGUGCGGGCAACGUCGGACCUCGGAGACCCCGUUCACGGCCACAGCCAACGCUAUCGCCAAGGCUGCCAGCAAAACCCAAGAUGACUCGCCGAUCGACCUGGCCGCGGCACCCGAGCCCGAGCCUGCGUCGCCCACAUCGCCCGAGGCUUGCGCGAAAAGUCCGCAAACGCCGCGGAGCGCAGGCAAGGUCGGCAGGGCCGCACGAGUGGAGGCUCCUGCCACAGCCGCGGCCAUCGGCAGCGCACAGGAGACCGUGGGGUGCUACGCGAUGAGACUGGCCUCGGACAACGAGAACAGCUGCACCAAGUUCUUGAAGUACCUUCUGGAUCGCUUCGGGUCGCUUGCGGCUGCCUGGGAUGCAAUGGAGCCCGCCGAGGUCGGCGAAAUACGCAAGAGCGACUUCGAGUUCGUGGUGUGCUUUAAGCUUGGAUACUGCAGGAACACAGAUGCCCGCCGUCUCUUUGAAGCCUUGCCCAAGAAGGAUAGGCACCGCCUGACCUGGCGCGACCUGGGCCUGAAGACAGAUGACUGGCUUGCAUUCCUCACCAAGAAGAAGUGGCAGAAGUCGCUGCGAAUGGUGGAGGAGAUAAAGAAGUCCGACGGAGAUGGGGCCCGGCUAGCGCUGGAGCGACACUACCAUCGAGCCAAACUGCACGGCCACCAACUACAGCUCGAGUUUGGUGAAACACCGCUGCCGCGCAACCAGGAUGACGACUUGCCGAACUGGUGCCGCCCAAGGACGGCUCGAACUCGGCGUCAACACGUAAUCGGCACUGCAGCUGCCACCUGA
Messenger RNA from Symbiodinium natans, 3966 nucleotides. The record is from the annotation of a GenBank genome assembly. Lineage: Eukaryota; Dinophyceae; Suessiales; Symbiodiniaceae.